AUGGAUGGCAAUGUUGGAAUAGAAGCCUAUGCACUUCUUCAACGGGCACAACAUGGCCUUGCUCACCGCUGCCAGGGCCACCGAGUCGCUGUUGAGGUCGUUGCCCCUGAUGAAGAACCAAUCGGAGAGAUAAUGCCCCACCGGUACCUCCAGUUCCACCUGUUCCAGUGGUACCCAACGGUUGGAAAAACUCCCAGACCCGAAGUAUUUAGGGGGAGAUCGCGAUCGAGAAAGACUACACCUAUUGAAGCAAGAGAUGAAAUCAAGCUAUUGGGAAAUGCCGACCGCUUCCCCACACUACAGUCCAAAUUAUCCUAUGCAUUCAGCCGAUUGGAGGGUGUCGCCGCCAAUCAGUUCUUACAAUAUGUCGGAGAAGAAGGCAUCGCUUUGCCUUCCAUGUUACGGUUUUAUGAAAUCUUAGAUACUGCUUUGGGGAUCCUGAUAGAAUGCGUACGGCUAGGAGGAACCUUAGGAACAUCCGCCAAUGAAACCGAACCUUUGCUGAUUACUUCGCCGAAUUCCAACGUAGAUGCCUGCGCGACACUUUUGCAACGGUUAGAUAAUCGACAACGAGCGGCAGAAGCUAAGCGAGGAAAUAAAAAGCCUUGGAAUGCUACUGCUGCUCCGACACCUCACCCCCCACCAGGGAAUCCUGCCCCUAUUCCUCGCGCUGCCGCGCCAGCUGUCAAUGCAUCUGUCCCUGAGAACCAUCCCUCAUUCCGCCAGGGAGCUGAUGCCGAUGUUUCUAUUGCGGAGGAGUCGGACAUAUGGUUAGGGAUUGUCCCCAAGCAAGGGCAAUGGAAAUCAACCAAGGAGACCAGUGAUGAUGGGAGCGGCGUUGAGGGUGAGGAAAUUGACGGAAGCGAUAACGAGUCGGCAAAAGAUUUGUCCCUGCACAAAGUGGCUUAG
Messenger RNA from Morchella importuna, 909 nucleotides. RefSeq lists its product as uncharacterized. The coding region runs from base 1 to 909 and encodes 302 amino acids. NCBI's taxonomy places the organism in Eukaryota, Fungi, Ascomycota, Pezizomycetes, Pezizales, Morchellaceae. The transcript has 4 exons. The record is from RefSeq and is a predicted model, not a curated record.